CCCUCAUCAGUUCAUCCACAAAACACAAGCUAAAGCAGCACCACUACACCUAGCCAAGAAACGAGUAGCGAAACAAACCAUGGUUAGUCCCAAGAGACUUGCUCAGAUGGCAAAGAAGUGGCAGAGGAUUGCGGCCAUGGGGAGGAAGAGGCUCACCCGGACAGCGGUAGCAGCGAAAGGAGCAGCCUACGAUGAGUGCUGCACAGCAUCAUCGGUGGCGAUGAAGGGCCACUUCGUGGUGUACACUGCCAAUGGGGCACGGUUUGAGGUGCCGCUGGCGUACCUCGGCACGGUGGUCUUCGGCGAGUUCCUGAGGAUGUCUCAGGAGGACUUUGGCUUUGUGGGCAGCAAAGACGGGAGGAUCACACUGCCCUGUGAUUCCGCGGUCAUGGAGUACGCCAUCUCCUUGCUCCGGAAAGAUGCAUCCACGGAAGUCGUGACGGCGUUCAUGAGCUCCAUUGUGAGGCCAUGCAGCUCUGAUGGCUGUGUGGUGGCACCAUACGUAGAUCUUAACCAGCAAGUGGUUGUUUGUUAGCUUCUGAAGAACUGCCGCUGUAUUGCUAGCUUUAGCCCUGUUUUGU
This is a messenger RNA of Lolium rigidum, 581 nucleotides long. Its product is annotated as auxin-responsive protein SAUR36-like. Lineage: Eukaryota; Viridiplantae; Streptophyta; Magnoliopsida; Poales; Poaceae. Gene Ontology annotation, biological process: response to auxin. The transcript has a single exon. The coding region runs from base 80 to 535 and encodes 151 amino acids. The record is from RefSeq and is a predicted model, not a curated record.